AUGCAGUUGGUACCAACUGGUAAGUUAAAAACCCCUCCCAGCCGUAUCAUAAUAUUAUCUGAAUUUAAAUUAAGAUGAUCCUGAUGAGAAGCGAGGUUCAUCAAAUGGGAAUACUGUAGAUACAGUAAUUCAACAACAAUCACAACAAGUACAACAACAUGAAAUAAAAAGUGCACCGCGUGAACAAUGGUCCGGAAAACUAGAUUUUCUUCUAUCAGUUGUUGGUUUCGCAGUUGAUCUCGGAAAUAUUUGGCGUUUUCCAUAUUUAUGUUUUAAAAAUGGUGGUGGUGUAUUUCUUAUCCCAUAUACAAUUAUGGUUUUGAUGACUGGUGUUCCAUUAUUUUAUAUGGAAUUGUGUUUGGGACAAUAUUAUCGAAAAGGUGCGAUUACGACUUGGGGAAGAAUUUGUCCGCUAUUUAAAGGAAUUGGAUAUUGUGUGAUUUUGACGGCGUUUUAUGUCGAUUUUUUCUAUAAUGUUAUUUUGGCGUGGGGAUUGCAUUAUUUGUAUACUUCGUUUCAAAUGAAUUUACCAUGGGCGAGUUGUAAUAACUCUUAUAAUUCACCCGCCUGUUAUGAACCACAGUAAGUUUGGGAAGAUUUUAGAAAAACUCAAGGGUUCAACUAUUUGAAAUGACCUGUUUUCAAUAUUCUAGGCAUUUCUGCCUUUUCAAAAAUUCAAAGAAAAUCAAAAGCUCCUGCUUUGAAAUAAUCAGAGCGGGUACACUCUCAAAAAUCCUCGUAGUAAGUUUAUAUCAUUAUCAACACUCUUCUGAACACUCACUAUACGAAUCACAAAAAUAUAAGCGAAACGAGUCGCCGACAAUUCACAGGCUUUGCCUACUCAUAUAUUUUGUGUGUAUGCGUUUUCACAGUGUGUUGGCGCUAGAGACACGGUGUGUUGCCGCCGUAUUUUUUUCGAUUUUUUUCUGACUUCAGAAAACUUGUGAUUUUCUGAUAUUUGGAAAUUUCAAAACCACAAAUUGCCACGUCAUAACUAGAUUCAAAAAUCCAAAAUAAUUUUCAGUUGGUCCGAAGAUGGCAGCGCAGUUUGUCGUGAUCAUCAAAUCGAAGAAUCUGUCGCCAAAAUUUCAGCAGCCGAAGAAUAUUUCUAGUGAGCCUCUCUUUACCGGGCUCUUUUCAAUCAAUAUUUUUCAGCAAGGGUUUUUUGGGACUUCAUGGAUCAGGCGAGCCGAAUUCAAAUAUUAUUCGUGGCAUCGAUAAUCUAGGAUCAAUUCAUUGGGAUAUUGCGGUAACUCACGAAUCAAAUUCAAAUUUCAAAAAAAUUUUUUGUAGCUCUCACUUUUGGUGGUCUAUUUGAUUUGUUAUUUUUCAAUGUGGAAAGGAAUUCAGAUGAGUGGAAAAGUUGUUUGGUUCACCGCCUUGUUUCCAUAUUUGGUUUUGGGUGUUCUUUUUAUUCGAGGAGUUACACUUCCUGGUUGGCAAAAGGGUAUCGAAUAUUAUUUGCGACCGAAUUUCGAGAAAUUGAAAGAGCCUGGAGUUUGGCAAGAUGCUGCAACUCAAGUUUUCUUUUCUCUUGGACCUGGUUUUGGAGUUUUGAUGGCGUUUUCAAGUUAUAAUGAUUUUCAUAACAAUGUUUAUGUGUGAGUUGGGUGGGGAAAACAACGAUGCUCCGCUUUACGAAAUAACUGCGGAGCAUCGUUUGAACCAAGCCAGCUAGAUUCUGCAAUUUUCUAUUCCAAAAAUAUUGAUAUUUUUAGCGCACAAAAAUCAAAAUGAAAAUGAAUUUCAAACCAUUUCGUUCACGUAAAUAAUUAUAUUCACGUGAAUUCUCUCUCAUCUUUUUUUCUCCUCAUAUUCAUAUCCUCCUGUUUUUCCAGUGAUGCCCUUUUCACAUCUUUCGUCAAUUGUGCCACAUCAUUCCUUUCCGGUUUUGUAAUUUUCUCAGUUCUCGGCUACAUGUCUUGUAAAUCCGGAAAACCAAUCGAUAGUGUUGCACAAGAAGGUCCCGGCCUAGUUUUUGUUGUUUAUCCCGAAGCAUUGAGCACAAUGCCUUAUGCUCCAUUUUGGUCCAUUUUAUUUUUUCUGAUGUUGAUGACACUUGGAUUGGAUAGUUCGGUAAGAUUUUUCUCUUGUAGUUGGUAAUAAAUUCUGAAGUUUUGUAGUUUGGCGGAUCGGAAGCAAUUAUCACUGGAUUAUCUGAUGAGUUUCCAAUUUUGAAAAGACAUCGAGAGAUUUUCGUUGGUGCUCUUUUCUCACUUUAUAUGAUUAUUGGAUUAUCAAUGUGUACAGAUGUGAGUUUCAGGCUUAACUUCACUGAAACAAUAGACUAGUCUCAUACUUUAAAAAAUCUAAAUUUUUAUAUUUUAGGGUGGUAUCCUUGUUAUGGAAUGGUUAAUUGUGUAUGGUACAACUUGGGGUCUUUUAACAGCAGUUCUUUGUGAAGCAAUUGUAAUUUCCUACAUCUACGGAAUUCGUCAAUUUGUUCGAGAUGUCAAAGAAAUGAUGGGUUUCCGCCCAGGAUAUUAUUGGAAAUUCUGUUGGUGUUUUGCUGCUCCAUUCAUUUUAUUUUCAAUGAUUUGUUCAAAUGUCUUCAAUUUUCAACCACUUUCUUAUCAAAAUUAUGUUUAUCCACGAACUGCAAAUAUUUUAGGUGUUAUGUUUGCGCUGUCUGGCGCCUCUUUUAUUCCAAUUGUAGGCAUUUACAAAUUCACCAAAGCUAGAGGAAAUGGUAUUAAAGAGGUGAGCAAAAACCCUUUUUACCUAAUUUUUUUUCAAAAGGUUGAUGCCAACAGCAACCCACUUUUACAGUAAAUUCAAAAAAUCUGAAUUUUUUGAAUGUGAAACAAAAUUUUCUAGAAAUGGCGACGUGUCACAAUGCCAUAUCGAAAACGACCAGAUCAAACUGAAUAUAUUCCAAUUCCGACAACUCAGCCACAUUCUGAUAUCAUGCUUUAA
Messenger RNA from Caenorhabditis angaria, 2916 nucleotides. Lineage: Eukaryota; Metazoa; Nematoda; Chromadorea; Rhabditida; Rhabditidae. The record is from the annotation of a GenBank genome assembly.